Messenger RNA from Volvox carteri f. nagariensis, 2577 nucleotides. RefSeq lists its product as uncharacterized. The transcript has 16 exons. Gene Ontology annotation, cellular component: nuclear pore. Gene Ontology annotation, molecular function: structural constituent of nuclear pore. Gene Ontology annotation, biological process: protein import into nucleus; poly(A)+ mRNA export from nucleus. The annotation marks the transcript as partial. The record is from RefSeq and is a predicted model, not a curated record. NCBI's taxonomy places the organism in Eukaryota, Viridiplantae, Chlorophyta, Chlorophyceae, Chlamydomonadales, Volvocaceae.
AUGGCCGCAGCGGCCGACUGGAAUACCUUAUUGCAACAAUCUGCAGACCUAGUAGGCCAGGACUUCAGCAAUGUGCCGCGGGUGGAGCGGAGCUUGCCGCAGCUCCAACAGUAUGCCGACGCACUUCGCUCCCGGACAAACCGGUACCGUGGCCCAGAAGAGCAAGCAGCAGCGACUCGCUUGCUUGCCCAGCAAGGGUUUGAUGCUAGCAGGCUGACCUCCGAGGUGGUUGGCCUGGAAAUUGUACCCACCAUCGAGGAUGUCUUCCACGCAGAGACAAGCAGCGUGGAGGAGUACCUGCAGCAGGUGGAGGAAGCCACUCUGCUGGCCGCUAUCCAGGAGGCCCAGGAGGAGUCCAAUGCCUCUUUCGAGGCGUACAUGGACCAAUGCAUGACCCGGGACUGGGCAGCCAACAAGCGGCGUCUGUUCGGACUCAUCGCGCCCAGCGGCAUGGGCACCAUCGGGGGGGGUCCUCAGCCGCUCAUAGGACGGAGUGGCACAGGCGAUGGUGGCCAGGUGUUUGCGUCUCCGGCUUUGCGACUGUCUCCCAAGGAAACCGCCUAUGUGGAUAUGGUGAAGAAGAUGGCAGUGGCGGCUGGGAGCCAUGGGGGGGGCCAGACAGGGCUGGAAAUCGUCAAGGGCUUCAAGGAGGCUUGCGAGAAGCACGAGGACAAGCCGGGCGGCCAGGACUUCCCCAUGUCCUCGAUUUGGGGCCUGCUGGUGAGCGUGUUGGGUGAAGCUCGCCGCCGCAAUGUGACCCCCUCCGCGGCAGGUCAUCGGUACGUGGAGGCCCUGGUGGCGGGGGCUCGGAAGCACCUGGAGGACGGCCACCAGCGCCACAUGCGGACCACCAUCACCAGGUACAAGUUGGUGGCAGAGCGAGGACCCGACCCGGACUCGCUGCGGGACGUGCAGGCGUAUGUGCAGGUCAAGUUUCGUGACCGGGGUCCUCUGGACUUUGCGACCCCCAACGGCAUGGACACGUCCUGGAUUCAGCUCUUCUACUGCCUGAGGUCCGGAUACGACCGCGCGGCGGCGCGCAUUGCGGAGCGCUGCGGGGACCUGCUGUUGCUGACGGCGGGGGGCCGUGCGGGCGGCGGGGUGGGCGUGGGUGGCAGCAUGAGGCCGCUGGUGGAGGAGUGGACGGCGAACGGAUGCCGGCUCUCAGAGCGUUCCGCGGUGGCGCUCGCCCGCGAGGCGGAGCGCCUGCUCCGCGACAAGAACGGCCUCCGCCAGAGCCCCCGGGCGCCGUACCAGGCCCUCGCCGCCGGACUGCCCGCCAUCCUGUCUACCAUUGAAGAUUUCAUGUGGGCACGUCUGGCGCUGGCGGGGGGAGGAGCUGGCGGGCCGGGGGCGGCGGGGACGCCGGCGGCGGGUGUGGCUUCGUACACGUUGACGGAGGUUCAGGCGGAUAUUAACCGGUGGCCUCCGCAGUACUACAGCAAGCAAAAUCGUGAGCCCCUGGCGUUCGUGAUGGUGCUGCUUCUCAGUCUGCAGUGGGCCGCAGCGGUGCGCUUCCUCUGGCGUGAUGAUACGACAAAGCCGUACCGUCUCGAUGCCGUACACAUGGGUCUGGCACUGCAGGCGGAGGGCGCGCUGGCGGUGCUCAACGGCGUUGGCGAGUGCGGUGCGGCGGACGGCGCCGCCGCCGCCGGCCCUGGCUCCGCCGCCGCUGACGUGGCCACCAUGGCCGUACAGUACAGCCGCAAAUUCGUCACCGCCGGCGACUCGGGUACUGCACUUUACUACCGCUGGCUCGCGGCGAUGGCACGCGGCGGCAGUUUGGCGGUGAAGGGCGCGAUGCUCCGGGAGCUGUUGGUGGGCGGUCGGGACUUUGGGACGCUGCUGGGUGGCGGUGGUGCCGGAGCCCGGGGUGCGCUGCAUGCCCUGGUGCCGGACACCGAGGAGCGGCGGCGGCUGUUUGAGGGCGUGGCGUACGAGUGCCAGAUGUCGGCGCAGCCCGAAGAGGCUGUGGAGCUCUACCUGGCUGCCGACCGGCCGGUGUCAGCCCUGGCGCUCAUUAACGGCCAGAUGUCGGCGGCCAUUGCGGCGGCGGUGGACGAGGCCGUGGCGCAGCCUUCCACGCCGGCGGGCGCGUCGACGCCCUCGAUGGAGCGGUUGGAGCGCAUCGCGCGCAGCGGCCGCGCAGCUGUCGAGCGCCUGUCGGGCAGCCGUGCCGCUGCCGCCGCAGCGCCGUCGCCGACGGCAUCUGCUGCCGCCGCCGCAAUCAUCGCUGACCCCACUGCCCGCCGCGAGCUUGAAGCGUUUCAGCAGUUGGGUGUUAUUCGGGAUAUGCUGCUAGCCGCGAAACGGGGCCGCCAUGACCAGGCGCUCCAGCGGCUGUCCGAGCUGCCCUUCAUCCCCACGGAGCGCUCCCGUCUGGAUCUGUGCGUGCGGAUGAGCACGCAGCUGCACCCCGCCAUUGCGGAGAGGCUGCAGGACGUGAUCGCCACAGCUGCGGACAGUAUCGCUGCACGGCGCCAGGCAGUGGGCCGUGAUGCGGUGGGCAUGCUGGCCGCGGAGCUCGCGGUGAUUACACAAUACGCCAACAGCUUGGCGGGGGCAAGACUGCCGCAG